AAAGGCGCAUGUUUAGAGGAGGUCAACUUCCGACAAGGCAUUCUUUAGAAACGUGUGGCUUCUGUGAGAGUGGAGAUGCUUGGAACUACAAAUAACAUGGAAAUGAUUCGAACUUCUCAAAAUCCGCACUAGCGACAUGAUUUGGCAAUCGUAAGGUGAAAAUAUUCUGUAGCUGUCAUCUUGCUUUGAAGCGCGGGAUGGACGAAGGGAGUGGACCGAGACGUCGCAGUUGUCUGCAGAUGUGGACGGAGGAAAACAAUAAGAUUGUCACCAGAUGGGAGGAAAACAAGAAAAACAAAGAAAGGACUGUUUUAUCUCAGUGCUUCAUUGAGCUGAGCAAGCUUCUUCAAACCAUACAAGGUUUGCCACCAGCACCUGCCAGCAUUCCUGUGGAAGUAGCUGUGUUUUAUAAUGUCACUCUUUUCUCACUCUCCACUUCGGAUAAAAUGAUUCUAGAUGAGAAUAAAAUAAAAAACGUAUUGCAAAGAGUUGUGGAAGCUUCAGGAGGUUAUUCAAGAAAUUCUGACAUCCUUGGCCUGUGGUGCACUGCACUUCCAGUAUUCUAUGAUAAUAGCUGCAUCACUUCACUUCAUCAACUUGCCUGUCUGCAGUGGGCUGUGUGGCUGCUGGAUUGCCAGCUGGAGAAAAUCCUGGAUUAUUUCCGUGUUCUUAGUAAGUAUGAGGGAUGGCCCAGUUCAACAUCAGAACGGUCCUCGGGUGAUAUUUUGAAGUUUAUGCAAAAAAUAAGCUUCUCGGCUGAUUCCAACCCUUUGCUUCUACAUGUUAUGAGUGCAGGAGAGUUAAAAGAUCAACUGUAUAGUUGUAUUGUACUUGCUCAUGGGAUGGAAAUAUUGGCUUCUGGGAAAUAUUUGGAGGCUGCUCAGAUCUUCAAGGAGGCAACAUCACUAUCAUUAAGCAUGAAGAUGCAAUCCAAGAUAUUUACCUUAUCUGGUGUCUGCUUUCAGAAUCUGGGUAAACCUCAGACUGCCCUUCAGUCUUUCAGAAGAGCUCUAGAGGCAGAUUUUAGUUGUCUCUAUGCUCUUUAUCAGAGCUCUCUGGUGUAUAGACAGCUUGGAAUGGCUGAUGCAGAAUUUGAAACUCUUCAUCUGCUUUGCCGUGCAGUGUCUGUUCCUGAAAAACGGGACUUAAUUUUUGAUGACUUGAAGUUGAUUUAUCCAGAUAAGCUACUACGUAACCCUGCCCUGAUAAAGAUGUUCAAGAAACCAUGCAUAACCUCUGUAAAAUAUUGCUUGGCUCAGAGAAGCCUAGAGUCUGGAAGGAUUGACGAUGCAGUGGAACAUUAUUUGGAUCUGCUAGAAGUGUUUCAGGAAGAGAAGAAUCAAGAGGUCUUUAUAGACAGUAUUGUGUCACUUCCAAGAAUUCCCGAAAUAUACCUAGAAGCAGCAGCUUCGCUGUUCAAAGCAAAGAAAUUCUGGGAUGUUACACUGGUUUGUGAAGAGGUUAUUAAAAAGAUUGCUGGUAUUGUUCCAGAAAAACUGACGAUUGCUGUCCCUCUCAAAGACUCUGAAGGCUGCAUUCCACCUAACAGUGAAAGCUUCUUUACUCAGCUAGAAUCUUGUUACCAAAAAGAAGAAUAUUCUGAGACUGUGCAAGAGCAAAAAAAUGAAAAGUUGAACUGUAUUUUAUGGACUGCUGCUGCUUAUUUUUAUCAGGGAUGGGCUUUUACUGAGUUGAAAGACACCAAAGAAUCAAUAACUCAUUUGAGCAGGUGCAUAAAUUUGUUGCUGACUGUCCAUAUUGUUCAGUCGGAUGGAGAUUGUAUCAAUAAUUCAGAAACAGGGAAAAUUACAAGGGAAGCAGUAAAACUACUGCACAGACUGAAAGGUCUGGCAUUUGUUAGAAGAGGAAUUAGCUUCAUGGAAAGAGGCCAAGAGAAAGAAGCAUUGCUCAAUUUUCAGCUGAGCCAGCAGUCCUUUCCAGAAUCUGUUGAUGGUGCCUUCUGGCUGCUGGAAGCCUUGUGGAGACUUGGAAGAAAGGAUGAAGCUGUUUCCUACUGGCAGAAGUUACAGGAAUCCAGACAAAGUGUAGUAGACAUCAAUAGCAUUCAUAGAGAUGCUGUGUUGUUCCUGUUGCCUCAGCAAGAAUUGUCAACCAGUGAUCUGGAGACUUUGAAUAAAAAAAUAGAAGAAUAUCGAAGUCAAGCAAAACCAUGAACUUGGACCAGUGAGCUUCUGUAGCAAGUGAGGUGCUAAAAAUAUUAUUUUUAUACUUUGUCUAAAAAGCUAUUUGUACAUGUAAACAUGGUAUCAUCAACAGAACAAAAUAUGGCAAUUAUAAGUGAAUCUGGAGGCAAACUAACAAUUGAGUUGGAAUGUAACAACUAUUAAGAUCUAUAAAUGUAACUCACUUUUGUUAAACAUCUCAAAACCUUUCCAGUUCUAUUAAAGAGAAACAUGCCUAAA
Polypterus senegalus (gray bichir) is the source of this 2423-nucleotide messenger RNA. It is a transcript of the gene fancg, whose product is annotated as FA complementation group G. The transcript has 14 exons. Gene Ontology annotation, biological process: interstrand cross-link repair. NCBI's taxonomy places the organism in Eukaryota, Metazoa, Chordata, Cladistia, Polypteriformes, Polypteridae. The coding region runs from base 198 to 2174 and encodes 658 amino acids. The record is from RefSeq and is a predicted model, not a curated record. Gene Ontology annotation, cellular component: Fanconi anaemia nuclear complex. Gene Ontology annotation, molecular function: protein binding.